UCUUCUUACACAACGUAGCUACGUAGUACAUGCUCCUCCGUGUCAAUUUACGUGGCACCUUUUGAAUUUUGUGAUUCAAAUAGAUUUAUAUUUAAUUGUAAUUGCUUCACUCUUGAAAAGUGAAAAGUGUCGUAUAUCUGAUUUUGGAGGGAAAUCCAAAAUUCAAUUGUUGUGGUGUUAAAAUUAAAGUUGUAUCAAAUGUCUUUUAAUUUUUUGAUCUUAAAUAUGCUACGUGAAAAGUUGAAAUUAAUAUAUUAUCAAAAAAAAAAAAAAGAACCAUUCUUGGACUAAAAGGAAAAAUAGUUGGUUCUUUUUCGGACGGAGGGAGUAUGAAAUAUUGGGUAUAAAGAAGAAGAAUUAAUCAAAAGGUGAAAAAUGAGAAAUGCAUGAGGGACAAGAAAGUAAAAACACAUGCAAAAUGAUGACGGGUGAAGUGGAAAGAAAAAUGGAGAGAAAGCGUUUGAAUGCGCAGCCAUUAGCACUCAUUAGGAAAAUCAAAGGAUUUACUCGUUCAAUCGUUGAGGGUCUAGCUCGAGGUAGUGCACCUUUGAUCUACAUUGAUCGGUUCAGAAAUUACUGUACAGACACUUCUGGAAAUUGCUCUUGCAGCUCUGGUUUGCCGGCAGGCAAGGAAGCUAUAUCCUUGAAGAGGGAAUGCCAUGCACGUAGGCUUGGUAAGUCUAGUAAGGGUAAACAAUCCCUGUAUAUUUCAUUGACUAGUCCUCACCAAAUAGUUGGAGAAGAAAUGAUUGAUCGAGAAGGGGGCAGGAAAGAUAAUUCAAAGUUGUUAUCCUCCGUGAAAAAUGACAAAAUUAGCAGGAGAACUAUUUCCCC
Capsicum annuum is the source of this 834-nucleotide messenger RNA. RefSeq names its product meiotic recombination protein SPO11-1-like. Lineage: Eukaryota; Viridiplantae; Streptophyta; Magnoliopsida; Solanales; Solanaceae. The transcript is spliced from 4 exons. The annotation marks the transcript as partial. The record is from RefSeq and is a predicted model, not a curated record.